Messenger RNA from Perognathus longimembris pacificus (Pacific pocket mouse), 1576 nucleotides. RefSeq names its product pelota mRNA surveillance and ribosome rescue factor (gene Pelo). Gene Ontology annotation, biological process: nuclear-transcribed mRNA catabolic process, no-go decay; nonfunctional rRNA decay; nuclear-transcribed mRNA catabolic process, non-stop decay. Gene Ontology annotation, cellular component: cytoplasm. Bases 241 to 1398 code for a protein of 385 amino acids. The record is from RefSeq and is a predicted model, not a curated record. The transcript has 2 exons. Lineage: Eukaryota; Metazoa; Chordata; Mammalia; Rodentia; Heteromyidae.
ACCCCGGGGUUUCUAGCCUCAGGUCGGCGCGCCACGCGGGUAAACUGAGGAAAGAAGGGCUGGCGUAAGUGCGCUGCGCGGCUGCAUGAGUCAGAACUAGAGCAUUUCCUUCCUGCCGCUCGGCCGGUACCCCUAGGACUCGGGACCCGGGACCCGCCCCCUUCCCGGCGGCCUGGCCUCCCCUGCUCCCUCUUCCUUUUUGGGGACCCCUCCUUUCCCCUCCCUAGCCCCCGGAGAGCCAUGAAGCUCGUGAGGAAGGACAUCGAGAAGGACUACGCGGGCCAGGUGACGCUGGUGCCCGAGGAGCCCGAGGACAUGUGGCACGCUUACAACCUGGUGCAGGUGGGCGACAGCCUGCGGGCCUCCACCAUCCGCAAGGUGCAGACCGAGUCGUCCACGGGCAGCGUGGGCAGCAACCGAGUGCGCACGACCCUCACCCUUUGCGUGGAGGCCAUCGACUUUGACUCCCAAGCCUGCCAGCUGCGGGUCAAAGGGACCAAUAUCCAGGAGAACGAGUACGUCAAGAUGGGAGCUUACCACACCAUCGAGCUGGAACCCAACCGCCAGUUCACCCUGGCCAAGAAACAGUGGGACAGUGUGGUGCUGGAGCGCAUUGAGCAGGCCUGUGACCCGGCCUGGAGCGCCGACGUGGCCGCCGUGGUCAUGCAGGAAGGCCUCGCCCACGUCUGCUUAGUCACGCCCAGCAUGACCCUCACUCGGGCCAAGGUAGAGGUGAACAUCCCCAGAAAACGGAAAGGCAACUGCUCCCAGCACGACCGGGCCCUGGAGAGGUUCUAUGAACAAGUGGUCCAGGCCAUCCAGCGCCACAUAAACUUCGAUGUGGUGAAGUGCAUCCUGGUGGCAAGCCCCGGAUUUGUUCGCGAGCAGUUCUGUGACUACAUGUUUCAGCAAGCAGUGAAGACUGACAACAAAGUGCUCCUGGAAAACCGAUCCAAAUUUCUUCAGGUCCAUGCCUCCUCUGGACACAAGUACUCCCUGAAAGAGGCCCUUUGUGACCCUUCUGUAGCUAGCCGACUUUCAGAUACUAAAGCUGCUGGGGAAGUCAAAGCCUUGGAUGACUUCUAUAAAAUGUUACAGCAUGAACCCGACCGGGCUUUCUAUGGACUCAAGCAGGUGGAGAAGGCCAAUGAAGCUUUGGCAAUUGACACAUUACUCAUCAGUGAUGAGCUCUUCAGGCACCAGGAUGUAGCCACGCGGAGCCGGUAUGUGAGGCUGGUGGACAGUGUGAAAGAGAACGCAGGCACAGUUAGGAUAUUCUCCAGUCUUCAUGUAUCUGGGGAACAGCUCAGCCAGUUGACUGGAGUAGCUGCCAUUCUCCGAUUUCCUGUCCCUGAUCUUUCUGACCAAGAGGAUGAUUCCAGUUCUGAAGAGGAUUAAUGAUGGAAACAAUUGAGACAUCCUGUCUCAGUCCAUGGUUUCUCAGCAUCCCUUGAUAGGAAGCUACAAGAGUGCCACUUUCUGACUCAUACUAGGAUCUCUUAUGUAUUUGAUCACACUAGCUAUUUUAUGGUUUCAAGAAGUGUUCAGACUAAACAAUAAAACAAAAGAAUAAUUU